Molecule: messenger RNA, 3869 nt
Organism: Athene cunicularia (burrowing owl)
Lineage: Eukaryota; Metazoa; Chordata; Aves; Strigiformes; Strigidae
Gene: CD200
Product: CD200 molecule
Exons: 6
Coding region: 96-860 (254 amino acids)
Biological process (GO): negative regulation of macrophage activation; regulation of immune response
Molecular function (GO): cell-cell adhesion mediator activity
Source: RefSeq, a predicted model, not a curated record
GUCGCCGAGGACCGGUAAGUCCGGCGCAGGGAUGCGGUCGGGGACCGCACUCUGAGGUGCGGUCUGGAAAGGUGACACAGAUUUUUCCUUCCAAAAUGACUUUCCGAGCUCUGUUUUUGUGUCUGGCUUGUGCUGGGUUUGGAAAGGCAAUUGUGGUGCCACAGGAUGAACACAGAAAAGUGAAAGUAGGAGACAACGUGACUCUCAGCUGUGCCCUGACAGAGCCCAAGGAUGUUUUGCAAGUGACGUGGCAAAAGGACUCCGACAAAUCACAGAAUAAUAUAGCUACAUACAGUACUGCAGUAGGAUUAAACAUUCACAAGCCCUAUCAAGGCCGAAUGAGUGUGACAAGUCUGGUACUCAAUGAGACAAGUAUCACUUUUUGGGACAUAAGAAUGGAUGAUUCAGGCUGUUACAUGUGUCUCUUCAAUGUUUUCCCUUUGGGCUCCUUCUCAGGACGUACCUGCCUGAGUGUCCUUGGUCUCAGUGCGUCUGUCCAUUACAACACUUCCAAAGGUCAUUUGAUAGCUGUCUGUAAUGCUGUUGGCCUCCCAGAACCCACCAUCACCUGGAACAAUUUGUUCAAUUCUACUCCUACACAGAAGAUGGUCAGGCACACCAAUGGGAUGGUGUCCAUCACCAGUAAACUAGAGAUCUACAACACUCAGAGCAUCGGUGAGCAGGACUUGACCUGCAGAGUAAGCAACAUGAACGAAACAGUGGAAUUGCCCGUGAAAAUGAAAGGAGAAGAGGGAUCCUCGUUGCUUUGGCUGAUGAUUACUGUGGGGAUUUUAAUUGUCGUCAUAGUUCUGAUUCUGAUCAUGCUGUUCUGUGGGAAGAGGAUAUGCAGGAGGGGUUGAAGUGGAUCCUAGAGGAUUUCCAUUCACCUACCAGAUUGUUACAGCCCAGCAGCCUGAAGUCCACCUUACAAGCAGUGACUUGACUGGCUGGAAGGAAACAACAAUAAAAUAGAACGUACACUACCCUAUCUAGAUGCUGACUUGAUCCUGAAAAGACUAGCACAGUGUUUAUCUGGUCUAGACUCUUAAUCAUAAAAAGUAGGACCAGAGGGACCACUUAGUCCACUCUUCUACUGCCAGACAAAAUCUGCUUUGCUCGUGUCACCUAUUGGUAUGGAAAUUUUCUACUCUGCUCAUUCUAAACCUGUAAACAGAACAAUGACAGUGUAAGUCACUAAUUUAGAAGUGUUGUGAUCUAAAGAAGGAACCUAGAGUGAAUUACUCCAACUGUGUAUAAACAAUGCAUGUCUGGUUAACAUUAAAAUGACUGAUAGGAGGGGAUCAUCCUGCCUGGGGAUGAUGAUCCCCACAAGGUGGAUGAUUGUCUGAGAAGAAAAUCAGCAGUAACUGCGGAAAAGGUAAAGGCACCGGCUGGGGGGAGGAGACUGUAACCACCAACUCAAUCUAAGAUCAAGAAGACGUGCCCUCCACCUUUGAGUUUGCACAGAAGAAUUUAAAGACGCUGUAACUUCAAAUCAACACAAGGCAUGUUGUUAGCCAAUGAGGGACAAACUGAUAAGAAACUAAACAGUGGUCAUUACAGUAAAUGUAUAUUCAUGUAAUCUGAAGUUUAUAAAUAUAUUGAAGUUCUUUUGUGCAGUGUGCUAGUUUGGAAUUACCACCUAGCUCCCCACUCUGCGCAGGCAUGGAAUAAAUAAGUACCUCUGCUCUGUGCGUAUAUUGGCGUAUUGGACACCGGGUAAACGACCCCACUUGAGGGACAACAGUACUUCUAGUGUGCAAAAUGUAUUUGCCUUCUUCCAGUUGGGUUUUGAAAACAUUUGUGGAUGGAAGCUCUGCAAGCUUUUUGGGGAUCCUCUUCCAGUGCCUAAUUGAUCUUGUAAUAAAGAGGGAUUUAAAGUUUACCAACAUAUGUCUGCAAUUUUAUUUGCAGCAACACUACGUUCAUUGCCCUCUUCCUGUCAUCUGGUUUUCCUUCUCUUAUCCAGCUGAUACAACUCUUUUUUCUCAGUGAAUGUGCCAAUAACUGCAUUGCUUAACUCUCUCUGGAGAGACCUGCUGGACUCAAAACCCAGGACUCAAAUCACACCAAGUCUGGCAAAAAUUACCAGCAAAAGGGCUCCAAGCAGGUCACAGAUUAGAGGCAAUAGCAGCCACAGUUGGGAAAUAACAGAAGCAAUUUAUUUUAUUUGGCUUUUCUUUCUAAUCCUGGGGUGGUUUGUUUUUUAAUAUAUAAGUGAGAAGAUGGAAGGAAAGCCCAGUAGUGGAAGUAUUGGCAUCCCCGUCUUUCCUUUCUGUUUCGCUGUCACGUUCUUUCUGGGUUUUUUUUUCUGAAACAAUUCUGUUCGUACCCCAGCUUAUUCCUUGCUUCGCUGUCAAAUUGCGUGGGCUAGGUUUGUCAGUAGUUCUCACGGUCAUUUUAUGCACUGUUCAGAAUAGUCUCCCAUGUCUUCAUCCUUCUUUGUUGUGUCUUUUUGAACAGAGACAAACUGUCUGUUGCUGGCCAAAAGCCAUUAUUCCAUAUUUGGACCUUGUUGUGUGGGAUGUUACACUCUGAGCUAACUAUCGUCUGUCACUACUGUGAAUGUAUUUAAUAGUACCAGUGGGGAGUCUUACAGAGGUUGAAUUUACUGCUUUGCCAUGGUUUUGGGAGCAGAUAAAGACACUGCGUUACUCUUAGGAGCUGGGACUUAACUAUGCUCCUGCUCCAGGUACAAUCGGAGCUCCACGCCCCACCACAACCCCUAGUUGCUCCUCACUGCUUGCCCAAGCCUGCUGAUCUGGCCAUUUCCAGGCUUAAUGCUCCAGUUGCCUGUCCCCUCUACUUGCUGUGUGGCAGCAGGCUGCUCAUGAGAGCAGAGCUCUCCUGGGCUUGCCUUCCAGCUCAUUGUAUUUGUGAGGGGUGGGAGCCUCGGCAUGCCCUGUGCCUACUUCACGGGGUGAAGGUUCCUAAAAACAGGAGUACCUCUGGGCAUACUGACUUCAUGGCCCGUUUUAAAUAGACAGGCAGGAGGACUGCAGGGGGUCCUCUGGUGAUUUUUGUUCUGCUGAAGAAUGCUAAUGCUUAAGGGGUUUCUCACUCUUCCUUCUGUCUGAAUACUUGUCAUCACAUUGGGAUCACUACCAGUAUCCUCUGAUCUUUUGGGUUCAAUUAGCAUUUGUGCAUCUGAAGUAUUCCAUCUUACAAAGUGCAUAGCGUUUUGGAUUGUGCUUUUUAUGUCAUGUGUUUACCAAGAAUGUAAACUUCAGUCUAAAAAACCAGCAGAGAAAACUUAACAGAUGCAAGCCUUAUGACUAAGUGUUCAGAACCAAUACUUUGACUGGCAGCCUCUCUAGUGUCUGGUGAAAAGUUAUAUGUGCAUAUAUGUCUGUGUAUAUUACUGAGGAUGUGAGGGGGGGGACGUUUGCUGUUACUAUUGUAGGUGCAAUAUGAAUUAUUUAUGUAUAUAUUUCACUUUUUCUAAUUAAAAAAACCCAAACUGAUCCAACCAAAGCUCCAUCUGGUCCGUUUUUUUUCCUGCUUGUUUGGGAUACCAGAAACGCUUCAUUGCAUGUUGGGCUUUUUUCUAGUUUUAGGUUUACAAUUUGUAGUGUAAGUUUACACUUUGCUUCCUUUCUGUACAAAAAGUGGAACUUCAGGGUUUUUUUAGAGUGUUGGGUUGGGUUUUUUUAAAAAAAUUGGAGCAAAAGAACUUUUGAGAUAAAUUCACAGAAGUAUUUUUGGCUACAGCAGCUGCAGUUUACUUCAGAUUAUUUUAAAAUAAUCUCAGUGGAUAAAACCCCUGUAUUUUAAAUUUUUAGAGGUAUUGUGUGUGUGCUGCUUGUUGCUUAAUUAUUCUUUAUCUGAAGUUACAUGCUUUACUGAUGUAUUGACUAUCCUGUUUUCUG